Messenger RNA from Ascoidea rubescens DSM 1968, 2481 nucleotides. RefSeq names its product protein phosphatase regulator GAC1 (gene GAC1). The coding region runs from base 1 to 2481 and encodes 826 amino acids. Gene Ontology annotation, cellular component: protein phosphatase type 1 complex. The record is from RefSeq and is a predicted model, not a curated record. Gene Ontology annotation, biological process: regulation of glycogen biosynthetic process. Lineage: Eukaryota; Fungi; Ascomycota; Saccharomycetes; Ascoideales; Ascoideaceae. The transcript has a single exon. Gene Ontology annotation, molecular function: protein phosphatase 1 binding; glycogen binding.
AUGUCCUUUUCUUCAAACUCUCUCAUACAAAAUCGCCCACAGCCCUUUUUGUCGUCCACUCUAGCAACCUCAGACAUGUUUCAAAGGUCCUACAACUUUACCGCCGACACUUCCUUCUGCCCAAAGCCUGUCUCAACCGUCAACACUAAACAAAAUAACGAAAAUAUAAUCUCCCAAGAUGACUACGAUAACGACGAUGCCACAACCAUCAUGGAUCCUUCAGAUCUCUCCAAUUGCUCAUCCCCUGACUCUUUAGCAACUGUAAAUAUCUCUUCAAACUCAUCUUCCUCUUCUUUAGAUCUGGAUUAUGAUCAAAUCCAAUUCCAAAAAACCGGCAUCUACUACUAUCAAAAUAAUCAAGCUCAAAUUAAACAAAAUAAUAAUCAAGCCCAAGCUCAAAUUCAAAGCCAAAAUCACUACACUAACUAUAUCGAAAACUCAAAGCUUUCUAAUAACGCUUUUUCUACUCUAACAUCCAUAACUAACGCUUUUAACAACAACGCUAACAACAAUCCUAUCAAAAUCGAUCAAUUUAAUCAACUUUCCCAUAAUAACAAUAAUAAUAACAACAACAGCAACAACAACGACAAAAAUAAAAAUAACUUGUCCCUUCAACCACUUGAAUUAAGCAGCUCAAACAGCUCUCUGAACACCAUCAUCCUAGACCAAAACCAAUCAAUCACUCCCUCAAUUGCUACAAACUUCUCAACUGAAACUCUAACUGAAUCAACUAUAACUUCUGACUCAAACAACACAAUCGCUACCAACACCACCAACACUACUGCCACAACUAACAACGAUGAUAACUCAACCUCCUUAUCUCUCACCACACCAACCUCUCCAAUCAUACCAAUCAAAAAAUUAAAAUCUUCUCUAAAAUUAUCAACCUUAAAAAAAGAUGACCUCAAAAGAUCAAACUCAAUGCCCUCCCUAUCUAAAAAAUCUGUCAAAUUUAAUCACAAACUAGAAGAUGUCCGUUUUUUCAAUAAAUUCGAUAAACCCCUAAGUGUCAGAGAUGGUGACUCUACCUGUUCAAGUGAAGAUGACUACCCCUACAAUUUGGGCUCCCACAGAAAUUCCGCAGACUUUGACGUGGACAUCUUUGGCUACUCAAAUGCUCUCAACAUCUUCAACAGAAACCUGAUCAACGACGAUACUGAUUCUUAUAUCAAAUUUCGCAAAUCGAACUCAAUCUCUUCUCAAAACUCUCUUAGAAAAUCAAACUCUCACAUCCACAACAGUUUUUCAUCCCUUUCUUCUCCUUCCCAGCAAAAACAUCACAGAAGAGCUAAAUUUGAUAUUAGCUUUUAUGACGAUUACGAAAGUGAUGAUGAACUAAGUGCUUUUAACUACUCCUUUCCUUUAAACAACUCUAAUGCUCAUAAUAUCUAUCUCAACUCAAAACAAAAUCAAAAAGUUAAAUCAAAAUCAAAAUCAAAAUCUAAAGUUGGCUCUUGGAAAAUUAAAUCAACAAAUUUUGAUCGUCUAUUAUCAACCCCAAGAUUAGUCGACACCUCUUCAGAUUUGUCCUCAAACAUUUGCUUGGAAACUAUUUUCUUAUCUUCAUCCCCAGACUCAAUCACCCCAGUUAAAUAUUCCUCCCCUUCUUCCUCCAAUAAUGCUUUAAUUUAUUUAAUUGGCUUGAUUCUGGUUAAAAAUAUUGCCUACGAUAAACGUGUCACCAUCAAAUUAACUUUAAACAACUGGUCUACCUUUAAAGAAGUCGAAGCUACCUAUUUAAAAUCCGUCAAUAACCAAAUUGAUAAAUUCAAAUUUGCUUUAAAUUUAAACGACUUGGAUUCAAUGAAAUUAGGUAAAUUAAAUCUACAAAUGUGUCUAAAUUAUCAAGUCAAUAACAGCAACUACUGGGAUAAUAAUAAUAAUUCAAAUUAUGAACUUUCAUUAUCAAACUCUAAACACAAAGCAAGAAAAUCUUCUAAAAAGGAAGUAUCUGAGAAAAAUCUUGAAUUGCUCAAUAAUUUAUUAGCCAAUAAUAACGAUAAUAAUAAUAACAACAACAACAAUUCAAAAAAACCAGCUAGAUGCUUCCCAGAAGAUGAUGUUUAUACCUUUGGCGGUUGCAAGACUCCAACAAGCUCUCCUUUAAAUUUGACUAGUCGCUACACAUUUGAUUUUACUAGUCAAACAGGUCUUUACAUGGAAAAUGAUGAUUCAGAUGAUAUCAAUGAUCUCACUUCUUUAUCUCUAAGUCAGACCACAGCCAAGUCUUCAAAUGACCCUCUUAAAUUGUCAAAAUCUCAAUCGUUUACUAAUGACACAUUUAGCUCUUUUAAUUGCGACUCAUCUGGAUUUGGUUCGUCUUUAAAAGAUAUUUCUAAUGAUAAUAAAUCACCAAUUACUUCAUUAUCAAAAUUAAAUGAUGAAGCUCCAAUCAAAAAGGCUUUACCAAUUCAAAUGAAUUCAAAACUUUACAAUGACAUUUUGAAUAGUUAUUGCUUUUAUAAAGGUGAUAGCAAAUAG